Molecule: messenger RNA, 963 nt
Organism: Ustilaginoidea virens
Lineage: Eukaryota; Fungi; Ascomycota; Sordariomycetes; Hypocreales; Clavicipitaceae
Exons: 1
Coding region: 1-963 (320 amino acids)
Source: RefSeq, a predicted model, not a curated record
AUGUAUGUCUUCGCCUGUCUGCCACCCCAUGAGACCGACCAUGAGCAGCGCAGCGCCGAGUCCCGCGACCUCAUUGGCGAGUGCAAGAGCGAUCGCAGAGACCGCCAAGGCUGGAAAGACCGUAUCAGCGGCAUUCAGUGUGACGGAAACAUGAGCUCAUGCCCAUCUGCCGUUGUCCAAGCCGAGCAAGUGUUUGGCCGCAUCGACAUUCUCUUGUGUUGCAGUCUAGAAGGUAUACCGCGAGGAUCCGGGGCCCCCUACCAGUUUCUUUUCUCACAGGGAAACUUCAUCAAGGCAACAUUUCCCGUCCCGAGGAAGCAACAUACAGGCCACCUCAUUGCUCUCACAAGCACCUGCGGUCACCUGGGAACGCCAGGCUUGGCAAUCUUGUCGGCGGUUACUGGGGAUCUGGAAGAUUAUUGCGAUUCGUUGGUAUACGAAGUGUCGGUCCAAUCUGCAGAUUCAGUCUCGCUCACCAGCCGCCUCACCUUUGCGCCGCAAACGGCGGCGUACGUAGAUGCCUAUCCAUCAGCGCCCAAUGUUCGCGACAUUCUCAUCAACGUCUUGGAUUCGGAUCCUGAGACGGCCGUGCCCGAAAGUAGCAGAGCCAGAGCCAGGAACCACGCCUUGCACACCGGACAGCACGUCGUUGGAGCCGGAGCCAGGCCGCGGGAACAUCUUUUCUCGCCACAACAAGCUGUCGGACCACGCUGCGGAUGCGCUCCUCGGCGAGACCAUCCGCGCGCUCACAGCCAUUGGUGGGCCACGAACCCCCCCCCGGCGUGGCACGUCGUGGGUGCCGAUGCUGCUUUGGCAGUCAGGGAGAAGCUCAAGACGGUGACGGAAGAGAUGGAAGAUUUUGUAGACGCGAGUCUUUCCGUCGAUGGUUUUGAAAGCGACUUGUUGUGCAUGAUGAAGCGAUGCAGUAAUAGAUACCCCUUUCCGCUAGGAAACAGAGACUAG